AUGGCCAGCGUCCACGAAGUCAUCAUCACUCCCCCGGCGAAAUUAGUAGCACUUAAUCCAGACGAAUUGCCAAUAGACCUUGACAAUGAUGAUGAGCAGAAAAAUCCAGACAUGAUACAUAUUAAUAACAGUGAUGAAGACAAGCAGAAAAACCCUUCCACAUUGGGUCAACCCCCCCCCCCCCUCACUCCUGACGCCAUAGAUACUGCUGAUACCCUUUACUUCCAUCUCGGAUCUGAAGGAGACAGGUGGACAUGGGAAGCACCAGCAGUCCACCGCGAUCUUCAAAACAGAACCGGUAUCCGCACCCCCGCCCGCCAACAGAGGCCAAGCUCAAAAAGAAACCAAAAGAUCUACCGCAGAAGACCUGCAUUGCCUACCAAAGCUCCCGAUUAA
Messenger RNA from Puccinia triticina, 396 nucleotides. RefSeq lists its product as uncharacterized. The record is from RefSeq and is a predicted model, not a curated record. Bases 1 to 396 code for a protein of 131 amino acids. The transcript has 2 exons. NCBI's taxonomy places the organism in Eukaryota, Fungi, Basidiomycota, Pucciniomycetes, Pucciniales, Pucciniaceae.